GAAGUUUGCGCUGUAGCAUCAUGCGAGCGGUAGGAACUCUGCAGUAUUAUAUUACCAACCACUGAUCACCAGAAUGCCACCAAGACGUGCGCAACCCGCUCCGGCUCAACGGCUGAACCUGGCAAAUCUUCAUUCUGAGCUACAGUACCUUUCAAAGACUCGCAAGUGGCAAGACGUGUCAGGGCGAGCUACUCGGCUACUCACGGCUCCCGUCUUCGCUUCGGAGGGCCCUGAGAUUUUGGCUUUGCUCGCCAACGCUUACGGUGCCGUGGGAAGGAGCAUUAUCGGCACCGACGGCGCGAACGCGCGCGUGUGGGCCAUCCUCGGGGCCGAAAUUAAAGACUGCAGGAACCCACAGCUGAGCCUGGCCCUGCUGCGUUCGGAUACUCUCAGUCUGUUUGCGCAGAUCUGUGCAGCACUGGGCAAGGCCGAUGGCGGCGAUGCUGCCGGUCCCUCCACCAGCAGCGGCAGGGGCAGCGACACCCCACGCGGUGUCCAAGUGGCCAUCGUGAGCCACAUAGCCGGCGUGCUACACAGCAUUCUGAUGACCGAAGAGGGAAAUCAGACGCCAGCGCGGUCGGAAGUGCUGGACGCGCUCAGGUGCAGCCAGCUGCUGGAGCAUCUCACUGGGGCCAUCCUGCGUCUGGCGGCAACACUGCCGCCGGAUGUGCGCGGCAGCGGCGACCCAAAAGCCGCUUUGGAUCGCGCCAUUGGUGCAGUGGAGCCAUGUACCGCUGCUGAUGUCGAGGCGGACUGGGCUUGCCUGAGCCUGGCAAUGCAGGGGGCGUCGGACGUGCUAUGGUCGUUGGUGUGCCGCAGGGAUGACGAACCCGACUGCCUCGUGCCGGUUCCGCAUCCGGCUUUCAGGGAGAGGAGCCCCGAAGGCGUACAGUUUGCGGCGCAACUGCGGCCGCUACUGUCCGGGCGUAGCGUGCAGCACUUUUGCGCGGUGGCAUUGCAGUGUGCAUGCCUGGGCGAAUCUGCGGCGGCGGGGCAUGCCCCUGUCUCUACAAUGGCGCCUUUGGGUGCCCAUCCACUGCGCCUGGAUGCAAAGCCCCUGCCGGCGGCCGGAACGGCUCAUGGCAAGCUGGGCGCAUCUAUCUUGUGGGCUGUCUCGGCUGUUUUCCUGGUCACCUCUUGGGGACAUGCGCAGCUGCCAAUUGCGCAGCCGCCGGCCGGGUACCGGCCCGCCGGAUCAGCGGUGGCACCGCCGGCGCCAACAGCAGCGGAGACCGCCGGAUCGUGCAACGCUUCGACCGCUAAUGGCAAUAGCAGCACCAGCACUAGCAGCCUUCCGGCGUUUGAGGGAGGGUCAUUUCCGGAAGCGCCGUACCGGGCGCUCCCCGUUUACGAGCUGGUCGUAGCUGCGUGGUGCGACCUGUCGAUCCCGGACAUAGUGUUGGAGCUACUGCUGUGUCGGCUGGUGACGGAGCUGCGGCCGCGCCAGGCGGCGGCGCGGCUGCCGGGGCUGUGGCGGGAGGUGCUGGUUCCGGAGGUGUGCAGCCGUGUCGGCGAAGGCCACGGCCCCUGUGUGGGCGAGCUGCUUCGGCUGCAGGUGCCCGCACCGCCCCUGGCGGCUGGCGCGCCGCCGCCGUCAGCAGGGGCCAGCAGCUACAGCACCUACAGCCUGCACUGCGCGCUGGACGCGGGGCUGCUGCCGGCGCUGGAGCGGGCUCUGCGCAACGAGCAGGCGUGGGCGAGGCAGGAUGGAGACAUCACCAGUGGGCGCGCGCUCUCCAAGACUUCUGCGUCUGCGUUUCACAUACUCAGCAAUAUCAACAGCGUGUUGCGCUACUCGGGCCUGUGGCCGGCGGCGCUUGCGCACGCGCCGCCGGAGCAGGUGGUGGGGCUGGUGGCAACGCUGGCGGCGGCGGUGCGGUGGCUGUCGCAGCGGCCGCCGGUGCCGCAGACGGUGGCAUCGGCGGGGCACGUAUCAACACAUAUGCGCGUAAACACCACUUACGGCAUCCUGCUUUACUUCUUAGCAGCGCUGCUGGAGCAGGGUGUAGACCUGGCGCAAGCGGGCGCAGAAGGCGCAGCAGCUCCAGGGGCAGGGGCAGCGGCAGUGGAGGGCCGGCCAGGUGCUAGCUCCCGCAGGUGGUACCUGCGGCUGAACGACGCGCUAGAGGCUCCAGAGUCCGCGCCCAUGCAGUGGCCGUGGCUGUUGGCUGCUGGCGGCACGCCGCCGGCUGGGUCGGCGGCGGCGGCACAGCGCGACUGGCUGUUGUCCUUCGCGGUGCAGCAGUGGCUGCCGCUACUGCUGUCGUACGUUGUUACGGAAAUUCCUGGGCUGGUCGAGGGUGGAAGGGCGCCUGGCCGCGUCGCGCCGCUGACCAUUCGACAGCUGGAGUUGGCGGUGGUGGUGCUGCGGGUAGCGGCGGAGGUGCUGGCGCCCGCAGCACUUGCGGAGGCAGCACUUGAGGAGGCGGGGGCGGAGGGCGCGAGCGGGGUCAACACCAGCGUGGGCCAGGUGGAGCACCCUCGGGCCGCGGCCUGGGGCUCGUGGCGGCAGGCCGUGCAGCAGCUGACUGGCAGCUGGCAGCUGCUGCGACUUAUGGAACAUUUCGCAAUGCACACGGAGCUGUGGGCUCCGAGCAGCAGCAGCAGCAGCGGCAGCAGCAGCAGCAGCCAAAGAACUCUUACGUCCAAGAACAGGCCAACGCCCAAGUCCACCGAGCCCCCAGGUCAAGCAACAUCAACUCCGAACUACGCAGCCGGCAGCAGCAGCAGCAGCAGCAGCAGCAGCAACAGCGCCGGCGACGGCACGCGCUGCGGUGGCGCGGACAACACGGAUGCUGAUGGUGUCGGCGGCGACGGCCUGGAGGGCUGCGUGUUGGAUGCGCUGGAGGCCUUCUGGGCGCACCGGCCGGAUCUGCUGGCAGCGCUGCUGAGCACUCAGGUUUCUACAGGACCACAGCCGGCUGCGGGUGACGUGGCAGACGGCUGCGGCGGCACUGCCUCAGGCGGCGAUGCAGCCGGCGGCCUGGUGGCAGCGCAGGAGGCGUGCAUUGAAGCCGGCGGGCUGAUGCCGCUGCGGCAGCUGGCGGCGGCGCGCGGCAGGGCGGAGCUGGUGCAGGUCAUCGAUGACGGCGCGGCGGUGGCCGUAUCCGUGUUGGAGAGGUCGACCGCAAGGGCGGCGGCGGGUAUGGCGGCUGGCCAGGAGGUCCCAGGGUUUCGGCCUGCGCCUGCACUGGGCGGCAAGCAGCAGCUGCGGCUGAGGCUGCAGCGCCGUUACUGUGGCGCGGCAGAGGGCGGCGGCAGUGCGGAUGGCGCUGACUGCGACGCCACCGGCCGCCACCUGCGCCGUGCCUGGCGGCUGUUGUCGCCGGACGAGGUACGGCAGCAGGUGGAGGCCGCACUGGCGACGGCCGCGCUGGCUGUAGCACCUGCGGCGGCCACCAGCAGCGCAGGGGCGGGCAGCGGGUUGGGUGGCGGCGGCGCGGCAUCAGUGGCCGCGGCGACUGCGGUUGCGCCUGCAGCCCUGUGCGCCAACCCCAGCUGCAGCAGCCUGGACGGCCCGAGCGCGCUGGUGCCUCCGGGCGGCGGCAAGACGUGCUCGCGCUGCCGUGCGGCCCGCUACUGCUGCGGCUUGUGCCAGCUGCAGCACUGGCGCGAGGGAGGCCACGCCACGCAAUGCCCGGGCGUGGUCGCGGCGGCCGCUCCUGCCGGCUCGGCUGUGGUCGUGGGCUCGGCUGCAGGCGUGGGUGCGAGCAGCGCGGCUGAGGAAGGGGCAACAUAAGAGGCAUGUGGCUUGUGUUGCGCGGGCUUGGGGUUGCGUGGGCUUGGGACUGCACUUACUACUAUGCGCAAACGCACGAAGUACCGUAAUGUGUAGGCACUCUUGUAUUGUUGGUUGCGAACGUGCCGUAGUUGCUCCGGUUGACUUACGGAUGGGGAACAGCGACUUGCACUGCCACCACGGCGGCACUGGACUCGGUUGGCAGCUGGCGCCGUGCUUGUAACCUCGGGCUGUG
Chlamydomonas reinhardtii is the source of this 3974-nucleotide messenger RNA. RefSeq lists its product as uncharacterized. Gene Ontology annotation, molecular function: kinase activity. NCBI's taxonomy places the organism in Eukaryota, Viridiplantae, Chlorophyta, Chlorophyceae, Chlamydomonadales, Chlamydomonadaceae. The record is from RefSeq and is a predicted model, not a curated record. The transcript has 3 exons. The coding region runs from base 74 to 3739 and encodes 1221 amino acids.